AAUAAUACAACUCAGCUUUGUUCAAAGUUUACCCUCAUGAAACAGCAGUUCUUCUAUUACCAAGUAUUAUACAAUGAUAAACCAAAUAACCCAUAUAUUUGGCCGAAUACACUCUUUGGGCAAAAGAUUAGGCUAAUAAUCUCAAUUGUAGCGAUUAUUAUAGUGGAACCAGCUAUUUAUAAGGGAUCUAGCUGUUACGGCGGAACAGAUCGUAACAAUACAUCAUGAAAAGAAGUCUUACUCUAAUUAAACCUGUUCGAAUAUUUUAUAUCCAAAGCUAAGCAUUUCC
Molecule: messenger RNA, 289 nt
Organism: Trichoderma harzianum CBS 226.95
Lineage: Eukaryota; Fungi; Ascomycota; Sordariomycetes; Hypocreales; Hypocreaceae
Exons: 2
Coding region: 37-228 (63 amino acids)
Source: RefSeq, a predicted model, not a curated record